AUUUCUUGUAGACGAAUGUUCGCUAGCUGUUGCAGAAAGCACUACGUUGCAUUCCGCCAUUGUUGUAGGGUAUUUUUCGUCAUUGUGAAAUACAUGUCUUCAGAUUUGUCGUGAGAAAUAAAGUGAGCUUUGGUACUUGGAAUAACGAGCUGUACGAUCAAUGCUCUGAGAUUAGAAUCUUGGAGCCGACCCGGAAUGGAAUUCGCCGGUGGUAGAAGAUUCUUUCACUUACAUGUGUCCAGUGUAAAAAGUGGUAUUGGAAUGAGCGCGUGUGUUAAAUAUGUAACGUGUGACAUGUAACGCUACCACGAGAUAAUAUUCCCUAGGCCUUAUGCACUUUUUUUUCCAAGUUUGUGUUUGUUUUUGAAGUUUGCGAAAUAACUUGGGAGUUUUGUUCAUGUAUAAAUUACCAUUAAAUUGUGAUAAAAAGAUAACGAUACCGGCACACGUUUUAAGAACAUUUUCGAUGAAUGUGACCCCAUGGAUGAAUGGGUGUAAGAUUCGCCUCCCUGAGGCAUUCGGAUGUUGUCAUGGCACCAGCUCUGACAGAAGCUGGCCAGUCACAGAACUUCAAAUUGCCGUCAGCACACACUUCCCCUUCGUCUCCAAUUGGAGUAUCAUAUAAUGGACACAAACAUGUUUCAGCAUCUCCGUUCUUGUCAGAUGACGAUGUAUACAAAGUAACUACUUCUAACAAAACAACUAAGAAUAAGAAGUUUCCUAACUGCGCGAAUGGAUUCAGAAGCGGUUUUCUGAAAUACUCAGCAGAUGCAGGUUCUCUAGCCUAUGAUAAUUUGAAAACUUUGGCAAUUGCUUCUGAGUUGUUUAAUAAACGUACAGAUUUAUCAGAAGGCAUUCUGAAAGUCUCAGAAGGAGAGAGUGGUGGGAUAGAGCAUCUUAGAAUGAAUUAUAGCGACCCAUCUAUGGGGGACAACAAAGGUAAAAUGGGUUUGCAGAAGAGCAGUACAGCAAUACGGUCUUUGGAGAGUGGGAGAUUAAAUAAAGUAGAUAAUCAAAUAAAAAUCUUUAAUCCAACAGUGACACGGAAUUCAAAAAAGAAUGAAACCGUCAACUGCACCUCCCUGACUAGAAGAAACAGUCUUCCCCAAACAACCAGUGUAUCAAAAAGUUCAGGUGCGAUGGCUAAUUCUAGGCGUAAGACUAGUACGGAAGUGUUGGGGUCUAACAACGACAAUGCAAAAGCUAGUUUCGAAACGCCGCGUGGCGCAGACGAAACUUUUGAACACGAAUUUUUGAGUAACGUAAUGGAGUUGUGUGUCGAUGACACAAAAGGGUUCAUUUCUGACGAUAGAGCAGGUGUUACUAAGGAAACAAUUGAAGCUUUACGUAAGAAGCAGCAUGAAGUAGAACGAAGAUGUGAUUUCUUGGCUAGGCGAAUAAGAAUGUUUCAAGCAAAAAUAAUGGUCUCAUGUGCUGAACGUCAAGUGAACAACUUUAUUGCGUAUUCGUAUGAAAAUAUGAAACAAAACUCCCAUAAAGACUUAGGCAGUGGAGAGUGUAGUUCAGCGGCUGUUACGCCAAGUGAAUGUGAUAGUGCGUGCGCGUCAGUUGCUUCAAACGACAGGCAGAGUGCUUCGCUAAAGGCAGCAUCUACGUUUUACAAGAGCUAUGAUAUCAAUCAAGUUUCAACUUCCACCAGCCGGCAAGGAAGCCGAAAAUACAGUGGUAUCAGUGCGGAGUGUACUACUACUUCAGCUACCGUCGUUAGUGGUCCUCAACUUAGGUUGAGCCCGGAUGUGGUAAAAGAACUGGAUAGUGUGUCUGGUCAAUUACAUACGCAGCUCAAGUUUGUGCAGAAUGAAUUAGAUUCGGACGUCACUGCAAGCAGUUCUGGAGGAGAGAGUUGUGAUGAAUUCCUGACGAAUGAAGACAGUAACCAGCACACGUUACCGAUAGAGAAACGCGCGGCUUGGCGCUGGGCGCAACAUCGCGCGAGGAUAGCCAGUCGGUGGACGUGGCUGCAGGCGCAGAUCUCUGACCUGGAGUACCGCAUCCGCCAGCACAAUGACAUCCACAGGCAGAUCCGCCUGACUAAAGACCCCAUGGUGCUGGCUGACGUGCCGUUCUGCGCGGCGGGCGGUGCGGGUCCGCCGCUCGUCGUGAACGGGUACCACGGCGGCAGCGGUGCCGGUGCCGGCAGUGCGCCACUGGCGUCGCAGGGCAAGUCGGAGGAGCAGUGCUGCGCCCGCGUGAGGCCGCUGGCGCGCCAGCCGCAGCUGCCGAAGCGCAAGCUGCUGCACGUGCAGGGCCUGCACGCGGCCAGCAAGCGCGCCUCGCGGCCCGCCACGGUGCGCUGCGCCUGCCGCCCGCCCGCCACGGUGUGCGCGCUUUGCACCGGCCGGCCGGACCCCACGCAGCCGCGGCCGCUGCACGCUCACCUUCCGGCCGCCGAGCGCGCCGCCGCACUCGACCCUGCCUUCCACCCCGUGCUGUCCAUGCCGCAGGAUGUUAAAGAGAGCAUCUAUUAUGAAGGUAUCAUGAAAACCACUGAAUGGCAGCAGAAGACAUUACGAAGCAGUUUAAAAUCCAUGAGAGCUGCUGGUCUUCCGAAGUUUGACAGAGAUACAGUUGUAGAACGAAGAAACAAAAAACAUCAAGUUGAACCAAGGAGAAAGUAUACAAGCAGGCUGAAGAAAACCAUGACAAAUACCUUGACAGCAAAAAUCAAGAAAAAAUUGACAAAGAGUCGUAAACAAAAAAACACAGACAACAAUAACCAUACACUGCAGAGGAUAAAAAGGAGGAGGAGAGAUGGACCUAAGUCAGGAAAUUCAUCAUACCAUGGGUACGAGGAUGGAGAUGACGAUGUCCCUGAUUCAGGUGCCUCUGUCAGUAAACAUGCUUCUCCAGUGCCAUCCCCUGGCCCAGCAUCUUGUUCCUUGGAAAGGCUGACUUCACAAGGUUCUUGCAAAGUAUCUGGAGAGUCAUCAAGGCGUAAAAGAGAGAACUCAUAUGAUAUUGACAAUAUUGUAAUACCAUACAGUAUUGCUUCUGCUGCACGCCUUGAGAAACUGCAGUAUAAGGAAAUACCCACGCCCAAGUGGAGGCUGAUUGAAAAUAAUUUUGUGGGGAGAUCGAGGUUAAGUUUGAGGAAUAAUGGUGUUAUCAGAAGGUCUAGUCAUGAAAGUGAUGUGGAGGAUAUUAGUGAUGAAACAAUAGCUUUAAGGCAUGAUAGGUGUGAAAUGGAAGAGAAAAAGAAAUUCAUGAGCUAUAUUAAAUUGCCAUAUUCUGGACGCAGUAGAGCUGCUAGGAGGACAGACAGUAGGGCAGAGAGUAGUGGUGCAAAUACUCCAGAUCCAAUGUCACCGAAUCCUUCGGAAUAUCAGGAUGGCAUAUCUCCUGUUAUGUCACCUCUCCCGCCAUCAUCUGAUCCAGACCAGUAUUGUGGUUCUGGCACACGCAGGCGUACUGUUUCCUCAUCACGAUGGCACCGUGAUGAGAUGAGAAGUUCUACACCAGAUGGUGUAACUGAAGUUCCUCCGUAUGAACCAAGAAAAUUUCCUCUCAGUGACGAUAUGUAUGAGAAGAUGUUAAAAUGUAUGCCAGAGGGCCAUCCAUAUCCUCCUCCAUCUCAAGAACCAAAGAAGCUCUUAGCCAAAGAUAUUGAAUUUGGUGAAAGCAGACCAGUAUCUCCUAGUACAGAUUCAACAGAGUCUGCAAUUGGGGAAGGUGAAGAUCCAAAUGAUCCAGAAUGGACAGUUGAAGAAGAGAGAGAAUUUGAACGUGACAGGGUUAAAUCUUCUGUGAAGAGAUAAUUAUUAAUAUAACUUGGCUGCAAAAAUUGGUGUAAUUGUUUUUCAGCAUUUAUGCUGAUGUGUAGGCUGAUUGUUGGAGAUUUUGUUAGAAAAGUCUUCGGAUAAUUGCUAAAUAGCUUACACAGCUGUUUAUCUGCGUUUUCCAGCAGAGUAAUAGCUUCAUAAAGCUGGAGCAGUGCUGUAGCCUCCAUCUUAGAUUACCUCAAACAACUGUCAGAUAAUGGAGUGUGAUGAUUCAGGAGAAAUAUCAAUAGAGAAAAAUGUUAUAAAACUCUUUAAGUGCACUAUGUGUGAUGUAAAUUCCUUGCUUAAAUGGCCUGCUCCAUUGGCAUCAAAGAUAAAAAAUGUGAGCAUCAAAUUGCAGCUUCUUGUUAUACAUUACUUAUUUGUGUAAUUAUUAAAUUUGAUGUGCAAAAAUAUGAAAGAGGAAAUUAAUGAUCAUAUAGACUUAGUCAUUACUCUGAGUAUGCUCAGUGGUAAUAGAUAAUUCAAAAAUUUUCGAUGUUCAUUUGUAUUGUCAGUGGUCAUUAAGAAAAGAAACUGUCACCCUUUUCUAAGAAGUUAUGUUUGUCAUCCAAAUCCAUAGUUACAGUAUAUUCAUCUGUCUUAAACAUUGAUUUACCUUUAAAAGAAUUGCAUAAUCCCAUUCAUAGAAAUAGGGAGGAACAAAUUAACACACAUUUUUAAGUUGCUAAAUAUGUUAAAGAUCUACCAAAUAAUUACACGUCUUUGGAGAAAGUGAUUUUUAGCUUCAGUUCUGAAGAGGAGUAUUAGUUUAAAUAAUGUGACAGUUCUGGAAAGUUACUUCAUAUAGCAAAUCCAGUGCUCACAUAUGUGAUUGUUGAUGCAGCAGACCACCUUUAUAUCUAGAAAUUGAUGUAUGUACUCUUUAUAAGAGCGUAUUCUAUAUAUCUCGCAUGCUUGAUAUGUAUACUGCAAGCUGACCAUUCCAUGGUAGUGUGAGCAGGUCCCCCUCCCCUCCUCCCCCCCUUCCCCUCAUGUAUGAAUAGUUACUGACGUAGAUUUUGCAGGGCAUAAGAUAAAACUUGCGAGACUGAUUACAUAGGUUGGAAAUUAAUUAGAAAGGGAUACUUAUAACUCAAAAAGUGUGUGUUUCAUCACAAACUAAGAAAAUUAAUGCCAAAUUAAUUACAGAUUUUUCAUGUCUGAUAGAGUGUAUCAUUGUUAUUUUGUAUGUAUGCUCUAGCACUAAUACGCUUACAGAAAGGCAGCAGUCUAGAUCUUUAAAUAUACUAUUAUUCUAUGUUCUUGAAUUUUUCUUCCUUUCUUACUGCAGUAAAAUGAACCCCCCAAUAAUUAAAGUCCCUGUGCUCCUGGAAGGCUUCUUUGUUCCCUGCAAAGUAAAGUGUAUGAUCCUGGUAGUUGAUACUGACUGUCCUUAAAAGAUUACUUUUUCAUGAUUUUUUUUUUUUUAUAAGUACCAAUUCAUUUAAAAGUACCUCAGUCAGAUACCUUUGGCAAAUAUCUAGUCCUUGAAUGCAGAUAUUAUCCUUGAUGAGAGUUGCAGUGGUUAUAAAUCUGCACUGUGGUGUACCAGAUAUUCUUCUGUUGAUAUAAGAUCAUUAACAAAAUCAAAAUUUUGUGGUUAAUUUGAUAAAGAAAGAAGUUUUGAAGUGCAUGCUUAUUUGACAAUUUGUCGUUCUCCUUCAAAAGUGACAUUAAUUUUAUGUAUAUUGGAGUGUAACUCUGUAUGCCCUUAAAGUUUCUUUUUUUACAUCAUUGUACCUUCUUUGUCUUAAAGCUUAAAUUAGUAUAGCAUUGAAACUAUGUCAUUUCAAAUUACAGUAUUACUCAUUUAACAGAAGUUACUUGUAAUCUCAAUUAUAAUACAACAAGAAACAUCAUCUUGCCCUGUAAAAUUUUGUUGCAGUGUUCAUUGUGGGUUGAAGAAUUUUAAAAUCAAGUAUUUGUUUUAGAAUAACUUGAAAUAUUUUAUGUGAUUUAUGUACAUAGAUGAUUGUAAUUAAUUUUAUACAGUUCAACUCGAGAUGAGAAAUGGAAAUACAAAUUUUAAUGACUAUCGCCACUUUUUUUUUUU
This is a messenger RNA of Schistocerca nitens (vagrant locust), 5835 nucleotides long. RefSeq names its product KAT8 regulatory NSL complex subunit 1 (gene nsl1). Lineage: Eukaryota; Metazoa; Arthropoda; Insecta; Orthoptera; Acrididae. Gene Ontology annotation, cellular component: NSL complex. The transcript is spliced from 13 exons. Gene Ontology annotation, molecular function: histone acetyltransferase binding. The coding region runs from base 489 to 3776 and encodes 1095 amino acids. The record is from RefSeq and is a predicted model, not a curated record.